AUGGUCAUAUUUGGCCCGUUCACUGUGUCUCUCCUAGUUCGCCCAGUCGAAAGGUCAAAUGCACGAAGCCUAGGUCACGUCUUACCCCCAAGGAACAGGACACGUCCCGUUCAGUCAGGAUUCACGGUUUGCUUUGAGCCCACUUUGGCAUACGGGCAUGUAGCAACUCAGCCUCUUGGUGCGUCGGCCGUUUCAGCCCACGCAUACAUCCAGUUCCGUCCCGCAGUAAACCAUAUCAUCCCCUCUCACCUUGCUCUCGUGCUACGCACACUUGGCCUUGUGCUCACCUCAUAUCUACUCAUGGCCAUGCGACUGCACUUUGUCAGAUUCAUCCCCUCAGUACUUGCGGAUAAGCUCAUUUUGGCCACACUGCUAGAAGCAGCCAUUAUUGUGCUAUUCUAG
Protopolystoma xenopodis is the source of this 402-nucleotide messenger RNA. NCBI's taxonomy places the organism in Eukaryota, Metazoa, Platyhelminthes, Monogenea, Polystomatidea, Polystomatidae. The record is from the annotation of a GenBank genome assembly.